This is a messenger RNA of Pan troglodytes (chimpanzee), 1727 nucleotides long. RefSeq names its product meteorin-like protein. Lineage: Eukaryota; Metazoa; Chordata; Mammalia; Primates; Hominidae. Gene Ontology annotation, biological process: energy homeostasis; positive regulation of brown fat cell differentiation. The record is from RefSeq and is a predicted model, not a curated record. Gene Ontology annotation, molecular function: hormone activity. The transcript has 6 exons. The coding region runs from base 483 to 1172 and encodes 229 amino acids.
ACUACCUGCCCGACUUUAUCCAGAGCGUGCUGUCGUCCACCGACCUGCGCGACGGUCAGGGCUGCACCAUGGUGGUGGGCAGCGACGGCAGGUACUUUAGCAGGACGGCCAUCGAGAUCGUGGUGCAGAUGGCCGCGGCCAACGGGAUUGGACGACUGAUUAUUGGACAGAAUGGCAUGUUGUCAACACCUGCGGUCUCCUGCAUUAUCAGGAAGAUCAAGGCAGCUGGUGGAAUCAUUCUAACAGCCAGCCACUGCCCUGGAGGACCAGGGGGAGAGUUUGGAGUGAAGUUUAAUGUUGCCAAUGGAGGGCAGACUUCUUGGAGGAAGUGAAAUUUGAACUGCGAUGUGAAGAAUGAGCAGGAGUUAGUGAGGUGAAGAAGAGAGAAGGAGUGUUGCAAACACAGCGGGCUGACGCACGAGGCACACAGGAAGGAGGUGGAGCAGGUGUAUCUGCGCUGUGCGGCGGGUGCCGUGGAGUGGAUGUACCCAACAGGUGCUCUCAUCGUUAACCUGCGGCCCAACACCUUCUCGCCUGCCCGGCAGCUGACCGUGUGCAUCAGGCCCUUCACGGACUCCUCGGGGGCCAAUAUUUAUUUGGAAAAAACUGGAGAACUGAGACUGCUGGUACCGGACGGGGACGGCAGGCCCGGCCGGGUGCAGUGUUUUGGCCUGGAGCAGGGCGGCCUGUUCGUGGAGGCCACGCCGCAGCAGGAUAUCAGCCGGAGGACCACAGGCUUCCAGUACGAGCUGAUUAGGAGGCCCAGGGCGUCGGACCUGCACGAGCUGUCUGCGCCGUGCCGUCCCUGCAGUGACACCGAGGUGCUCCUAGCCGUCUGCACCAGCGACUUUGCCGAUCGAGGCUCCAUCCAGCAAGUUACCCACGAGCCUGAGCGGCAGGAGUCGGCCAUCCACCUGCGCGUGAGCAGACUCUAUCGGCAGAAAAGCAGGGUCUUUGAGCCGGUGCCCGAGGGUGACGGCCACUGGCAGGGGCGCGUCAGGACGCUGCUGGAGUGUGGCGUGCGGCCGGGGCAUGGCGACUUCCUCUUCACUGGCCACAUGCACUUCGGGGAGGCGCGGCUCGGCUGUGCCCCACGCUUCAAGGACUUCCAGAGGAUGUACAGGGACGCCCAGGAGAGGGGGCUGAACCCUUGUGAGGUUGGCACGGACUGACCCCGGGGGUCCUUGGGCCGCUGCCCUUCCUCUCCUGAUGAGUCACAGGCUGCGGUGGGCGCUGCGGUCCUGGUGGGGCCGUGCGGUGAGGGCCGCGCGCUGGGAGCCGCAUGCCCUGGGCCCAGGCCUGACCCUGGUACCGAAGCUGUGGACGUUCUCGCCACACUCAACCCCAUGAGCUUCCAGCCAAGGAUGCCCUGGCCGAUUGGAAAUGCUGUAAAAUGCAAACUAAGUUAUUAUAUUUUUUUUUGGUAAAAAAGAAAUGUCCAUAGGAAACAAAUUCCUGUGUCUUAAAACGCCUUGGUGUGCCGUCUGAUACUGUUCUCUAAAGACGUUAGGAGUCACGGCAUCUGGCCUGCGGUUGGGUGAAGCACUGGCCGUUGGGCACAGUGGAUGUGUGAAAAGGUGCCAUUCAGAGUUGUUAUUCUCAUGACGGAAGUUUUGGAGCCAAAUAAUACGUUUUUUAUUUUCAUUUUAUUUUUAAAGAAUGAGCUUUGGUCCUUUUCGGGCCGCUGGUUGUUUCCGUUCCCGAGAAUAAAGACCAGGAUCCGACCA